Racocetra fulgida is the source of this 351-nucleotide messenger RNA. NCBI's taxonomy places the organism in Eukaryota, Fungi, Glomeromycota, Glomeromycetes, Diversisporales, Gigasporaceae. The record is from the annotation of a GenBank genome assembly.
GUCUAUGCCGCUAAAUUACUCAAUUCUUUUACAAUGGCAUCUGAUGCUAAAUGCGCUCUAUCCUGUAUUCAAAUAACACUUAUUGUGUUUUUUGGUAGUUUAAUUUACACGGUUUGGAAAAAUGGUUGGUGGGUAGAUUCUGCUGUAGCUUUAAUUUUAAGUAUAUUAUUCGCAAAAGAGGGUGCAGGAAUGAUUAUUUGGGCAACAAGUAGUGAUUUUAAUGGGAACUGUUGCAAAAGUGAUUUAAUUAAGAAGGGAAGUAUCGGUAAUAAUAGUUGUGAAGAUCUUAAAGAAUGCAAAAUUACCGUGUCGACUAAAGAAGUUAUUAGUGAAGAAAAUGGAGCUAGAUAA